Messenger RNA from Dendrobium catenatum, 799 nucleotides. RefSeq names its product secretory carrier-associated membrane protein 2. Gene Ontology annotation, cellular component: trans-Golgi network membrane; recycling endosome membrane. Lineage: Eukaryota; Viridiplantae; Streptophyta; Magnoliopsida; Asparagales; Orchidaceae. The record is from RefSeq and is a predicted model, not a curated record. Gene Ontology annotation, biological process: protein transport.
GCCUUGUGCGCGAAGGUAAAUCAGUUCCAAGUCCACGUUAUUUUUUCGCUGCUCUGGUUUGAGGAUUCUCCUCUUCCUCUUCUUCCCCUCUUCACUUUCUGCCAAAAUUUUUUUUCUCCCCUCUCUCUUUCAAUUUCAUGGCCGGGCGCUACGAUCCCAAUCCCUUCGAGGAAGAGGAGGUUAAUCCCUUCGCGAAUGGAAGUACUUUUCCCCCUGCAUCUAAUUCUAGACCAUCUCUUACCCCGGAAUCGGCUGGUUUUUUCAAUGAUCGUGGUGCAACAGUUGAUAUACCCCUUGAUUCGACUAAGGAUUUAAGAAAGAAAGAGAAAGAACUUCAAGCCAAGGAAGCAGACUUGAGGAAGAGGGAACAGGAAGUAAAACGAAAGGAAGAUGCUGCGGCUCGGGCUGGAGUGGUACUUGAAGAGAAGAAUUGGCCACCAUUUUUUCCCAUUAUCCAUCAUGACAUCGCAAAAGAAAUACCUGUUCACGUUCAAAGAAUGCAAUACCUGGCAUUUGCUUCCUUGUUAGGAUUGACAGCAUGUCUGUUUUGGAAUUUCAUAGCCGUUACAGCUGCUUGGAUCAAGGUUGAAAACGUGAAAAUUUGGUUGCUUGCCAUUAUCUACUUUAUUUCGGGGGUCCCUGGAGCUUAUGUACUAUGGUAUCGCCCUCUUUAUAAUGCCAUGAGAACUGACAGUGCUCUGAAGUUUGGAUGGUUUUUCCUAUUUUACAUGCUUCACAUCGUAUUCUGCGUUUUUUCUGCUGUUGCUCCCCCUAUCAUUUUCAAGGGAAAGUCACUAAC